AUGAGCCGCAAUUUCAAUAUCCAGUCGAUCAUUGAUGGCGGCGACUCCGCCGCCAACCCCAAGCUUGCCGAGGCGAUGUCGCAAUUCCGGACUCCGGUGUUUGAUACUGGCGACGCUAAGGCGCUGACACCAGCGCUGCCAGCGCCGCUGGCGGCGACGGGCGCUGCUGCUGGCGCUGCCUCGAGCGCCACUACUACUAAAGCACCGGCGCCGCUGGCUUCGCUACAAGAGCACAUGAAAAAGUUCCAGACCCAUUUGGACUUUGGUGAUGCCAAGCUGAGCCUGACAUCGCCCACCCCGGUUGUGCUGGCUUCCACAGCAAAGCCGCCGGCGCGGUCGCUGAUCAAUCUGCUUAUAAACAAUGAAGAGCCGCCGGCGGACGCGGCGCUGGCGCUGGCGCUGGCGCCGGCGAAGGCGCCAGUAAAGCGGCAGCGCAAGGCGCCGGUGAAGAAGCGCACCGCCGCCGCUGCUGCUGAUGGCGCUAAGGCCACCACUGGGGAAAAACCGGCGAAGAAGACCAAGACGAAAAAGGCGACCCCGGAAGUCAAUCCGGCCGUCGCCGCGCCCGACCCGAAAGUGAUCACUCUGGGGUCGACCACGGAGAAGAAUAAAAAUACCACCGAAACCAAGACGCCAGCGCUGUCAAUUCUCAAUUUACUCAAUGAUGAGCCUCAGGAAGAAGAGGUAGCAAAACCAACCCCGCCGCCGGCUCCAGCAAAGGAUAAAGAGCCGGUACGUGAUUUGAUUGACGAUUUGUAUAAUCGUGAAAGUCGCGAUAAGCCAAAACCGUUACCGAUAAUUGCUUUAAAUAUUCCGUUAUUGGAUCCAAAUAAUCCGAAACCAGGACAGGCAGAGGUGGUGGUGAACGUGCUCAAGCUCAGCGAGGAGAAAUACGGGUUCGACGCCAUCCACCCAAACGCGAAACUGUCGACGGAACUCAUGAACGAUAUGCUUGAGGAAGACGAUGACGAUAACGCUGACGAUGACGACAUUGAGAUCAUCGUCAUGCCCCAGCUGAAACAGCUGCUGCUGCUGCUGGCGGCGAAGAAAGGCGCGGAAGAAGAAGAAUUGACCGAGGAGCAAUUGGCUCACCGCCACCAGGUGCGGAUGAAUAAGCGGGUGGGUAAAUACGACUACGAGGACCCGUUCAUUGACGAUGAAGAACUCCAGAUUGUCGAGGAUAUCUCGACGACUAAAGAGGGGUUCUUUGUGUAUUGGGGUCCCUUAGUGGAGGAGACGAAACCGGUUAAGAAGACCAAGAAACGGACCACGGAGAAGUAG
Messenger RNA from Diutina rugosa, 1281 nucleotides. RefSeq names its product Hpc2p (gene HPC2). Bases 1 to 1281 code for a protein of 426 amino acids. Lineage: Eukaryota; Fungi; Ascomycota; Pichiomycetes; Serinales; Debaryomycetaceae. The record is from RefSeq and is a predicted model, not a curated record. The transcript has a single exon.